AUGGCCAUGAAUGCUAGAUCAGCCUCCCAGGCAUUGAGGGCAUUUCGACCCAUUGCUGUUCGUCCUGCGGUUAUUCCUGCCUGUCGCAGCUAUGUGACUUCCUCCGAGCCAGACCUCAAGACUACCUUCAAGGAGGUCCUCCCUGCUAAGCGCGAGCUCCUGAAGAAGGUCAAGGCAUUAGGCGACAAGGUUAUUGGAGAGGUCAAGGUUGAGAACACACUAGGCGGCAUGAGAGGAUUGAAGGCCAUGGUCUGGGAGGGUUCGGUUCUUGAUGCAAACGAGGGUAUUCGAUUCCAUGGUCGUACAAUCAAGGAAUGCCAAAAAGAGCUCCCGAAAGGAAAGACUGGCACAGAAAUGCUACCAGAAGCCAUGUUCUGGCUCCUCUUGACUGGCCAAGUCCCCUCCACGAACCAAGUCCGAAACUUCUCUCGGGAACUCGCAGAACAAUCCGAACUCCCUGCUUUUGUAGGCAAGAUGCUCGAUGACUUCCCAAUAGAUCUCCACCCAAUGACCCAAUUCGCAAUUGCCGUCUCGGCUCUCUCCCACACUUCGAAAUUCGCCAAGGCGUACGAGAAGGGUGUCAACAAGGCUGAUUACUGGGAGCCAACCUUCGACGACAGUAUUUCUCUCCUCGCAAAGCUUCCUACUAUUGCUGCCAAGAUCUACCAAAAUUCAUACCGAGGAGGUGGAGCUCUGCCAGCCAAGGUCGACUUGGAGCAAGACUGGUCUUACAACUUUGCUGCUAUGCUUGGUAAAGGAGGAAAAGAGCAUGAAAACUUCCAAGAUCUCCUGAGAUUAUACUUGGCUCUUCAUGGUGACCAUGAGGGUGGAAAUGUCUCAGCUCAUGCUACACAUUUGGUUGGUAGCGCGUUGAGCGACCCGUUCUUGAGUUACAGUGCCGGUCUCCAAGGUCUCGCAGGCCCACUUCACGGUCUUGCCGCUCAAGAAGUCUUGCGAUGGAUUUUACAGAUGCAAGAGAGUGUAGGAACCAAGUUUUCUGACAAAGACGUAUCCGACUACCUCUGGUCGACCCUCAAGUCCGGCCGAGUAGUCCCAGGUUACGGUCAUGCAGUUCUCCGUAAGCCAGAUCCUCGAUUCGAGGCUCUGAUGGAUUACGCAUCAUCUCGACCUGAAAUCGCCAAGGACCCAGUGUUCCAACUGGUCAAGAAGAAUUCAGAGAUCGCCCCAGAAGUGUUGAAGGAGCAUGGAAAGACCAAGAACCCAUACCCUAACGUUGAUUCCAGCUCCGGUGUUCUGUUCCAUCAUUACGGAUUCCACGAGACAUUAUACUACACCGCUACCUUUGGUGUAAGCAGAGGAUUAGGACCUCUCGCCCAAUUGAUCUGGGAUCGUGCGCUGGGUCUUCCAAUUGAGCGGCCAAAGAGUAUCAACUUGGAGGGAUUAGCUAAGCUUGCUGGAGCAUAA
Messenger RNA from Lachnellula hyalina, 1425 nucleotides. It is a transcript of the gene mcsA, whose product is annotated as 2-methylcitrate synthase, mitochondrial. Gene Ontology annotation, molecular function: 2-methylcitrate synthase activity. Gene Ontology annotation, cellular component: mitochondrial matrix. Gene Ontology annotation, biological process: tricarboxylic acid cycle; carbohydrate metabolic process. The record is from RefSeq and is a predicted model, not a curated record. Lineage: Eukaryota; Fungi; Ascomycota; Leotiomycetes; Helotiales; Lachnaceae. The transcript has 4 exons. The coding region runs from base 1 to 1425 and encodes 474 amino acids.